AUGCUCUCUCAGCCAGGGGCCUGGACGGGAGCACCGAAUAUCAGGCAGAUAGAUCCGAAUCACUUAGGAUUUUUCAUCGAGAUUGCAUCUAAAUUUCCGAACAGAAGUUCAGUAAUACGAAGGAAGAAAAAUCUAUCAAAGAAUAAGGCGUUUGGAAAGCCAGAUUUUGAGCUCACAAUAAAUCAUUUGGCUAGAUUCCACCGUGAAAGCUGGAACAAGGAUGCUGUUGGACUCCAGGAAAGGAAGGUUCUGUUCCAGAGUGACAGUGAUGACAUGUGUUUCAACCUAGAGGAAACGAGCGCAUAUCCAUAUUGCCCCGAGUCUACUUCCAACGAAGAUACUGCAAACCAGGUCACGGCGCAGUCUGAUUCAGCUGUGGAUCCUGAGAGCAUUCUGCAGUUGGAUGGAACGGACCCCAUGCUACUCGACAAAGAAUUUCUGAUAAAAGGAAGACAGCUACUGAAACUCUUCCGCUUCUGUCCGUCAUGUGGAUCUAAUAUAUUCGACACGGCGCAGUUCGUUACUCUGACAGCCAGUGGAACGAAUCCUAUAGUACACUACACCUGCACAGUAUGUGUUCCCUUUGAGAAACGAUUUGAAGGGCUGGACGAAACCUGCUCUCCUCCGUCAGGGAUGUCACCUGACAACUAUGAACAUAUUGCCGAAACUACAAUAACAAAGGAUUCUUGCUUUUCUGAUCUCUCGGGAACAACCAGAGGAGGUCGCGUCGUAUGA
Molecule: messenger RNA, 735 nt
Organism: Cooperia oncophora
Lineage: Eukaryota; Metazoa; Nematoda; Chromadorea; Rhabditida; Trichostrongylidae
Source: the annotation of a GenBank genome assembly